This is a messenger RNA of Hemibagrus wyckioides, 7280 nucleotides long. It is a transcript of the gene abca5, whose product is annotated as ATP-binding cassette, sub-family A (ABC1), member 5. The record is from RefSeq and is a predicted model, not a curated record. Gene Ontology annotation, biological process: lipid transport; transmembrane transport. The transcript has 39 exons. NCBI's taxonomy places the organism in Eukaryota, Metazoa, Chordata, Actinopteri, Siluriformes, Bagridae. Gene Ontology annotation, molecular function: ATP binding; ABC-type transporter activity; ATP hydrolysis activity. The coding region runs from base 591 to 5552 and encodes 1653 amino acids. Gene Ontology annotation, cellular component: membrane; intracellular membrane-bounded organelle.
ACGAAGCCCUUGACUGUUUUUUUUUAUAAUAUAGACUGUGUGCGGUUACAGACUGUCUGUCUGUAAGAAAGAGGACCCUGUACCGCGUCUAGACGGCUUCUGGCUUUAAAGCAGAAAAAAAACCUGUCCUAGAAGUAAGACAUGACGUAAUGAGUCGUUCCGUUUGAGUCAGCGCUUUAAACGCUGGACAGAGUGCAGUUUUCUGUCACUAUGUUAGCUUAGCUACCAGUGUUUACCAGCUAGCAUGACAGCUAACUACUAACAUGUUCUCUCGCUCGUCAGCUCGAGACGUUUCACAAAUAUGGAGUAAACAUUUUUGGGUUAGAUCAGCAAGAAAUUGCUUGAACGCUAUUCGUCUCAGCUAGUCAUUUUUUUUUUUUGCCAUCAAAAAUAAGUCGUAAAUUGUGGACAGCAUUCCAAGACUGUAAAAUUAUACCCGGUGGUUUUGAAAAGUGGUUUCGGAUAGGCGUUGAGAAAGUGAAGACCGGACACUGUGGUCAUUCCUGCUGCCACAUCCGCUCAGCUGCUUCUUUUGUCGUUUGAGCCGCGAUCUCGUCCCUUGUCCCGACCUGCUGAAGCAUGCUGCAAAAAUGCAGUCUGUAAGCAGAAGAGAUGCUGGAGUGUGGGAACAAACCAGGAGCCUGCUCUACAAAAACCUCCUGAUCAAAUGGAGAACCAAGCAACAAAGUCUGCAGGAGUUGAUCCUUCCUCUGCUCCUAUUGGGCCUUCUCAUACUCAUCAGUAUGCUGAACCCCCAUAUCUCUUAUGCCAGCAUCAGUACUACUGAACUUGAUGAAAUGGAGUAUAUGCCUUUUAAAGGCCUGGGCUACACCCCCGUAACAAAUGUCACAAGUCAGAUUAUGGAAGAGGUGGCACAAGAGCUACACAUGCAGGAUCGAUUGGAGAUGUUCUCAAGUGAAGAAGACCUAGAGAAUGCCAGUCUGUAUGAGCCACUUUACUAUGUGGGUGUGGUGUUCCUUGAUAAAAUGUCCUACCAGCUACGUUUCCCCUACAACCAGGUCCCCCUGCCUAGUGACUUCACUGAGUCAAUUGCAAACUGUUAUGCCAAUAAUUUAAACUGCCGGGCAGCAAAUUACUGGUACUCCGGGUUCAUACGCCUGCAGUCACUGAUUGACGCUGCCAUCAUCCAGAUGCAGACUAAACGUUCAGUGUGGAGAGAGCUCGGUAAACAUGUGGUAAUGAUGGGUCACCCAGGCUCAGUGGAGGUCCAGAAGUUUCCCCAUGCACUCAUCUCCAUCUAUCUAGUGCUGGCCUUCACGCCAUUUGUCUCCUUCCUCAUUGUCAAUGUAGCAGCUGAAAAAGAGCAUCGACUCAAAGACACCAUGAGCAUGAUGGGACUGUAUGAUACGGCAUUCUGGCUGUCAUGGGGUCUUCUUUAUGCUGCCCUGGUGACCACAAUGUCUGUUCUCAUGGCUAUUAUUGCCACAUGGACCCCUCUCUUCUCCAACAGCAAUUUCCUUAUUAUCUUCCUCCUUAUUUUCCUCUAUGGAAUAUCCACUAUCUUCUUCUCCUUCAUGCUGACUCCUUUGUUUAAGAAGCCCAAGUUUGCAAGUACAGUGGGCUCCAUGCUGACCCUGGUGUUUGGUUCUCUGUCUCUGUUUACUGUGCUGAUGAGGGACUUUCCCCAGCUGGCUGUCUGGCUGCUCUGCCUGCUUUCUCCCAGCGCCUUCUCAAUUGGUAUUGCACAGGUGGUGUAUCUGGAGGCGCAGGAGGAUGGGGCAGUCUUCUCCACUCUGGCUAAUGGCCCUCAUCCUCUCUAUGUGCCACUGCUUAUGCUUUGCUUGGACUGCAUCCUCUAUUUGCUGAUUGCCAUUUACCUAGAGCAGGUUCUGCCAGGUGAGUUUGGAAUGCGACGCUCUAUGAUCUACUUUCUGAAGCCUUCUUAUUGGUCAAGACGCAGAAAGCGCUAUGUGGAAGUAAGCUCUGUGUAUGAGGCAGAGGUGAAUGGAACUCCUUCUGCUGAUGAAUCGGUAGAGCCGGUUUCUCCUGAAUUUAGAGGCAAAGAAGCUAUCAGGAUCUGUAACAUCCGUAAAACUUAUAAAGGGAAAGAUAACACAGUGGAAGCACUGAGAGGUUUGACCUUUGACAUCUAUGAAGGCCAAAUUACAGCACUAUUGGGUCACAGUGGAGCAGGAAAAUCUACCCUCAUGAACAUCCUGUGUGGCAUUUGCCCUCCAACUGAAGGCUCUGCUACCAUAUAUGGCUCCCCGGUGGCAGAAAUAGCAGAUGGUGCUGAGAUGAAGCAGCUUGUGGGGAUCUGCCCUCAGUUCAACAUCAUCUUCGACGUGCUGACUGUAGAGGAGCACCUGAAGAUUUUUGCAGCGAUUAAAGGCAUUCUGCCCUGUGACAUUGAUAAUGAGGUUAAGAAAGUUUUGAAGGCUCUGGACCUGGAGAAGAUCAUGGAUGCACCGGCCAAGAACCUGAGUGGAGGUCAGAAGAGGAAGCUGUCUGUUGGCAUUGCAAUUCUUGGAGACCCCAAGAUCCUGCUUCUGGAUGAACCUACAGCUGGUAUGGACCCAGUAUCACGUCACCAGGUGUGGUCAUUACUGAAGAGUCGCAGAGCAGGCAGAGUUACUGUCCUUAGCACACACUAUAUGGAUGAAGCGGACAUACUGGCAGAUCGUAAGGCAGUUAUCUCUCAGGGCCAGCUGAAAUGUGUGGGUUCUUCUCUCUACCUCAAAACCAAAUGUGGUGUUGGCUACCACCUUAGGAUGUCUGUGACUGAAACCUGUGAGGUAGACAGCCUCACAUCACUGGUCAAGCAGCAUGUUUCGAAGGCUGAGUUGUCAAGGCAACAAGAAGCUGAACUCACAUUUACGUUGCCUUUUGAGAGCAUGGAAACAUUUCCAGGGCUUUUUGCCAAGCUCGACAGUAGAUCUGACUUGGGCAUCAUUAACUAUGGUGUUUCCAUGACAACAUUAGAGGAUGUCUUUCUGCGUUUGGAGGCGGAAGCAGAAGUGGACCAGGCAGACUACAGUGUGUUUAACCAGGAGAAGGUAGAAGAAGGAGGCGAUGCCUCCUGUCUGGAAGAUGUGGACCAAAGGCUGCUGACCUUCUCAGAGAGCAGGCAUAAUGCAGUGACAGGCCACACCCUCUGGAGGCAGCAGUUUAGCACAGUAGCCUGGCUCCAUAUGCUCAACCUUCAGAGGGAGAAGAAACCCAUUAUAUACAAUGUGACACUGUUCCUGGUCUUCUUGACUUCAGUGCUGGUUCUGUCACUGGCUACAGGGAAUAUUCAGAUCCACUCCCCUGAGAGACAGUUCCAGCCUAUUUAUCUGCUCCGCAGCCAUGAAGCCCCACGCAAAUAUGCCACCAGCUUGCUUGUGCACAACUCCUCUGACUCAGAUAUAUCAGGCUUCAUUCAUAACCUGGAGUCUCAGGACAUUAAGGUGGAAAUAAUGAAAAAACCGGACUUUAUGUCUGCUGCACCUCACAGUGCUGCCAUCCAAGUAACAGGUUCCAGUAAGGAUUUUAAGUACAUUGUAGCCUUUAACAGUACCACAGUGCACUCUCUGCCGAUGGCAGUGAAUGUUCUGAGCAAUGCCAUCCUAAGAGGCUACAAUGGUACUGGUCACAUAAACACCUGGACCAAACCCUUUGACUAUCAAAUUCCAGAUUCAACAUCUUAUGCUCUAGUUUACAUUGAGGCAGUGAUACUGGGUAUGUUGGCAGCUGGAAUGCCAGCGUAUUUUGCAAUGGACCAUACACGAGAUCGAGAGAUAAAGUGUCGGUCAACACUGAGGAUCUCUGGUUUGGUGCCGUCAGCAUACUGGUGUGGGCAGGCAGCUGUAGAUAUCCCCUUCUACUACCUCAUCCUCAUCUGUAUGACGUGUACAUUGUUUGCAUUUCACUCCACGGACCUGCCUUCCAACAGCAAUGUAUUGGCUGUGAUUAUUUGUCUCAUUGGUUUCUGCCCAGCCACGAUCCUCUUCACAUAUUGUGUGUCAUUCAUGUUUACUAAAGUCCAGAGCAACAGAGACUUUUUCUCCGUCGUUUCUAUGAUGGUUUGUGUAGUGUCUGCCUCAAUAGUCCAGCUUGUCUUUGUGAAUGAUUAUCCUGGACUAACACGUUUCCUACAUAACGUGCUAUGUUUCUUCAACCCAUUAUAUCCUCUGAUGGGAUGCCUCAACUGCAUUACCAAGGCUACAUUCCUACGACCUUUCCAUGAGGAGUUCCUUUGGAAGAAUCUACUUAUUGCUGUUAUUGCUCCUUACUUCCAGUGCAUUUUGCUGCUUUUCUUGCUGCGGUGGCUAGAGAUUCGAUAUGGAGGCCUAACUAUGAAAAAUGACCAGCUGUGCAGGAUUUCAUGUAAAGCCAAGGGCAAAGUGCAGCGGAACCCAGAGGAGAAUAUUAAUGAGGACGAGGAUGUUAUGGUGGAGAAGGCUCGAGUGAGAGAGGCCCUCACCUGUCAGUGCUGUGAAGAGAAACCAGUAAUAGUGGUGAGUAACCUGAGGAAGGAGUACUUAGUGAAGAAAGAGGGAUUCUCCUUAAGUAAAAAAAGAAAAGUGGCUGCCAAGAACAUCUCCUUCUGUGUGAGGAAAGGUGAGGUCCUGGGGCUUCUGGGACCUAAUGGAGCAGGGAAGAGCACAAUUAUGCACAUGCUCUCAGGAGACACAACGUCCACUGCAGGACAAAUCUUGAUGGGAGACUAUGGGACAGAGUUCAGGCCAGUGGAUAACCCACUUGAGCAUGUAGGUUACUGCCCCCAGGUCAACCCAUUGUGGCCUAGGAUCACCCUACAGGAGCACCUCCAGAUCUAUGCUGCAAUUAAGGGUUUACACCACAAUGACGUACCAAACAUCAUCAGACGUGUGGUUAAUGCACUUGAGUUGAAGGAGCACCUUCAUAAACAGGCUAAAAGUCUGUCUGCAGGCCUUAAGAGGAAGUUGUGUUUUGCACUAAGCAUGCUGGGGAACCCUCAAAUUGUGCUCCUAGAUGAACCUUCCUCUGGAAUGGACCCCAAGUCUAAGCAGCGUAUGUGGAGAGCGAUGCGUGUGGCCUUUAAAAACAAACAGCGUGGCGCUAUAUUGACGACACACUACAUGGAGGAGGCAGAAGCUGUGUGUGACCGAGUGGCCAUCAUGGUUUCUGGCCAAUUACGGUGCAUUGGUUCCAUACAGCACCUAAAGGGUAAAUAUGGCCGAGGUUACAGUCUGGAGAUUAAACUCCGAGAAGAGCUCACAGGCCUCCAGCAGGUGGCUCUACUGCACAAGGAGAUACUAAGAAUCUUUCCUCAUGCUGCACGCCAGGAGAGUUUUGCCACAUUGAUGGUUUAUAAGAUUCCAAUGGAGGAUGUUAAAUCACUAGCCAAGGCUUUCUCUCAGUUAGAGACUGCUAAGCAGAACUUCACUUUUGAAGAAUACAACUUUUCCCAGUCUACCUUGGAGCAGGUUUUCAUGGAAUUCGCUAAAGAGCAGGAGAAUGAGGAGGAGGAAGUGGGCUCCCUCAGCACCACCUUCCAGUGGCAGCGGCUCCCGCAGGAUGGCAGAGCAUCUGUCAAUCAUUCUGAUAGCAUUGUCUACCAGUUGUGAGCCAGCCCUACCAUCUCUCUCUGCCUGUGUGUCUCACUCCAGAUAGUUGGUGCUCCGAUAUGUGGUGCCACUGCUGUGAGGGUCUACAGAUCCAUGGAGCUGGCACAGGCACUAACUCAACCAGCAUGACUGCAUUAUUCACGUCACAUAUCAUUGCUGAUUCCUAAGCUUGUGCUAGGGUUUUUAUUUUUUUUUUGAGACAGAGGAUUUAAUUUGUUGGAUUCCCACCCACUUAUUUAUUUUACUUAUUUUUGCUACUUAUUGGCCUUUGUGAACAGGUUUAUACCGUGUUCACUUGUGUCUCGAGCUUAUAUAUCAGCUGCUGGGUGAUGUCAUGCGUGUUUAAUCAAUCAAAGGGUCGGAAAACAAUGCAACAGAGGGAUGCCGCUGAAUCACUUUCCUACAUCAACACUAAAAAAGGUGCUUUUAGUUUUUGUAGCAACAGAUCUAAACUUUAGAUCUAUUGUGUAUAUACUCUUGUAUAUACUUUGUUCUUGGGGAUCUGAUGCAUAUGCUUGAACCUUCACAAGCACAGUGGGGCUGUGAAGUAUGAGAGGUUUUUUUUUUUUUUUCCUAGCUUCUGUCUCAGCCUUGAAGGUGUUUUUCUGGCUUUGUCAGUGUGACAGCACUGCUGAGACAUACCAGCAUGUGGAGACUUUGUUUCACAACCCCACCAUGAGGCAUGAGGAGUGUCCUCUGUCCCUGCUGCACCAGAGGAGAUCUUGGACUCCUUUUCCAACACCAGCACACGCUUCAGGCCCUCAGAGCAUUCAGCUGUCCAAAGACUGCCACCUGAUCAGUAGGCAUAGACCUGUACACACAAACACAUUGAAUGGCAAAUGAUUCACAAAUCGACGCCUUUUUUCCUUCAUUCAGUCUUUCUUUCAUUUUGUGCGUGUGUUUUUUUUUUUUACUUUUCUUUCGACCUUACUUACACCUUCCUGUUCCCGUGUAAAUGUCAUAAAUGAUUGAACAUAAGAUGUAGUUUCCCAUGCACUCCUCUUACAUGCAUGUAGCACUCCAGAUUUAUCAGAAUUGAAAACAUGGCCUAGAGGUGGUGGGGAAGUCUUUGAAGUCAGAAGACUCUCUUCCUUUCCUGUUUUAAUUAUUUAUCAUUACUUCUCAGCAAGUCCUUGAACGCAUGAUGGGACUAUUAUGUGUGUUAUUGAAAAAUGGGAUUGUGACAGUUGUUUUAUCCUACUUUUGUAGCAAAGAUUAAGAGCUUUAUGGUGGAGAGUUUGCUUUUUAAUGGACGGCGUUUAUUUUCACACAUUCCAAUCGUAUUCAGUUGUUUCAAAUUAUUUCCCCCUUUUGGACGAAUUAUAGUAUUCGAUAUUAACAUUAGUACUAUUAACAUUUGUUGAUUAAAGGUGUUCCGUGGUUGUUGCUUCUUUGCACACAGAAUAACAAAUACAGAUUCAACCACAAUCUAAAGAAGUUGGGUUUAUUUAUAAUUGUAAAAUGUAGAAUGAGCAGAUUAUAACAAGUAUGGAGUUUAGAGUUUGCAAUAAAGCAAUUCUGUGUCCAUGUCCUUAUGUUUCUUUAUGUAGUCCGUUACAGAGAGAUGUUUUCAUGCUUCAGAUAAGUGCAGUUCAUAAGUCUCAUCCUUCAGUUACCUCUUCUCCUUAAGUUUGCAGUUAGACUUGUCGUGCAGAGUGAUGGAUUUUUGCAUUUUCUUGUUUGGAAGAUGAAAUGCUCCAAUGAAAGAUGCCCAAAAUGAGUGGUAGG